This is a messenger RNA of Terrapene triunguis (Three-toed box turtle), 1253 nucleotides long. Its product is annotated as trafficking protein particle complex subunit 2. Lineage: Eukaryota; Metazoa; Chordata; Testudines; Emydidae. The transcript is spliced from 5 exons. The coding region runs from base 352 to 774 and encodes 140 amino acids. Gene Ontology annotation, biological process: endoplasmic reticulum to Golgi vesicle-mediated transport. Gene Ontology annotation, cellular component: TRAPP complex; cytoplasm; nucleus. The record is from RefSeq and is a predicted model, not a curated record.
CCAUUUCCCCGCGGCAGGGGGCAGCGGCUGGCUGCUGCACUGGGCCUCCCUCGCCCGCGUCUGUCACCGGCCGCGAAUUAACCCCCGCGAGGCAGGGGAGGGGCCGCGAAAGUGGAGAGUUAGAGCGAUUAGCCGGUCCCGUCCGGCCCCGCUCCGCCCCACCUGCCUCCGAAGCCCCCCUCUCGGCCUCCGUUCCCCGGGUGGGUGUCAGCUGCUCGGUAAUCCUCCCCCCAGGCCCGGGAGUGUGAGUCUUUCCUGCAGCUUUCGCGGAGAGCAGAGCCUUCAAAGGAACAGGCACACGUGGCUGGAUGGAAAUUGGCAUGGGCGGGGAAGGACAUUAUUUUGAAGACAAUGUCUGGAAGUUUCUACUUUGUAAUAGUUGGUCAUCAUGAUAAUCCAGUAUUUGAAAUGGAAUUUCUUCCUUCUGGAAAAGUGGAGUCCAAGGAUGAUCAUCGUCAUCUCAACCAGUUCAUAGCUCAUGCUGCUCUUGACCUAGUAGACGAGAACAUGUGGCUGUCUAACAACAUGUACCUGAAGACAGUGGACAAGUUUAAUGAAUGGUUUGUUUCUGCUUUUGUCACUGCAGGACAUAUGAGAUUUAUUAUGCUUCAUGAUGUAAGACAAGAAGAUGGAAUUAAAAACUUCUUUAGUGAUGUCUAUGACUUGUAUAUAAAGUUUGCAAUGAAUCCAUUCUAUGAACCCAAUUCUCCUGUUCGAUCGAGUGCAUUUGACAGAAAAGUGCAAUUUCUUGGGAAAAAACAUCUUUUAAGCUGAAUACUUUUAAAUAGACUUUGUUGUAUCUUCGUGAAUAUCUGAACUGUAAUUAACUUAAAUAACCUGGUAAGUUUUCAGCAUGUUUGACUUCUUUUUGAAGACUUAAGACAAAUCAGAUGCCCCAUAAUUUUUUUUCAGUGACAACUAAAAACCAGUUGAGCUUUUGGGGUUAUGAGAAAUACUAUAAAAAUCCUUCCAGGUGCCAUGUGUUAAAGUGUUUAAACAAACAAGUCAGUAUAAACAGUGGUAGUAAAUCAAUUGCUGUAUUCCAAAGUUAGAGGCAUCAGUAUAUCAUGGUUGCCUUAUCAAUUCAGAGAUGAAAAGCAGAUCUCUUCUGUUUAUGUAGCCUGUUGAAAAGAAAUCAGAUCUAAAUGCAAAAAAGCUUGUGUGUGGGGGGGAUAUAUUUCACAAUUGUAUGACUUAGCACAAAGAAGAGGGAAGUUCUUAAUUGUUAGGUCUAAAGGGAGAAAUAUUGAUUA